UACCACAGUUACAAAAAAUUAUAGAUCAAACUUCCAGUUAAGGUUGGUUUUUUCCCUCUUGUAGUACAACUGUUCUUUUUUUCUUUGUUCCACUUUUCGUGUUAUCGGCAGCCGCAUCGUAAUAUGUUUAUAUUCUAUACAAUCAUGAGCCAGCAAGAUGUCAGGCAACCGAAUAAUUCCAGUCAACCACCGGAUGUUCACUGAGGAAUCAUUCUGAGUUAUACUUCGCUCUCUGCUCACUAGUGCACUGUUACCCAAAAAGAGCCCUUAGUGGCUUUUUUCAAAAGGGGGAAGUGAGACCAGAUUAUGUUCUGUGCCACCUCUUUCAAGUGAGCACUAUUUUAUGUCAUAACCCUUCAGCUUAUAUUGAGCACUUCUUGGCUGAUAUUGAGUAGUUUUUACUCAGCGGUGACAUCAUCCUCCAGUGAUGGCUUCCGUAGAAGACCUACCUGACGAGCUUUUAGAGAAAUUAUUGCUUUACUUGAGACCUGGGGAUCGUCUGAACUGCGCCUCUGUAUGCCAACGAUGGAAUGUAAUUUUGUGCGGAUCAAGAAUGGUUGAAGAUGUUCGUCUUGUUAUAGCCGAGGGUGGGUUGCAAAGGGCGAUGGAAGCCUUGCAGGAGUCUAGCAGGGCAUAUCCUUCUUUACGAAUAGUUAAUGCGUUCCUAGGCACUCUGUAUGACUUCAACGGAUCGUUCUGGGAGCGUGUUGGUGAAAGUUUAAUUGAGCUUCAUCUCGAUGAUUGCGAUCUCUCGGCACUUGUAUUCUACGCGAUCCUUCGGGCGUGCCAGAAUCUAAAAUCCCUUGAAAUCACAGGAUGUUCAAGUUUAAUGAUGUCAGACAGUUUGUUGCGUCCUCUGGAAAAUGUCUCAAGGGAGAAGGUUCAAGAGUCGCUACGUGGAGUCCGUCAUCUUUCACUGAAAUCCAAUCGCUACUUGACGGAUGCAUCAUUUCACUGCCUACUUGAGUUAAUGCCUCACCUAACAUCGCUCAGUUUGGCCGGCUGUACUAUUCUACAAUUUCAUCCAGCAGUCUUCAAACGCUUCCACACCGAAGCAAUCGAAUUCAGCACCACCGUGGUUACGUUUCAGAAUGUACUCGCCUGUAUGAUGAAAUGCAAAAGUCUAUUUACCGCUCUCGAUUUCAGUCAGACGCCGAUUAACGCCAAAGCAAUGGCCUACCUCGGUGAGUUAUACCGCGAUCAUCUGGUCGAACUUCGGCUUAAUCGAUGCGAUCAGCUGACGAAUAACGCAUUUUUGUCGAUUGCGGAAUGCCAAAAACUCCGUGUGCUUUCACUGGCCAGCACUUGUCAGGCUAACGACGCGCAUCUUGAAGCCAUUCUAAAGAAGACGGUGGAUUUAGAACAUUUAGAUCUUCAGGGCUGCUACAGAAUAGGAGAUUCAGCAUGCCACGCUAUUUCCGGAUUGAGAAGAUUACGCUACUUGAGUCUGUAUUCGUGUGCCGCAAUCAGCAACGAAGCAUUGAGCAGUCUACAGAAUAAUCACACGCUGCGCCAUUUAGAUCUGAGCUAUACGAAGUGUGAUGUAACGGUCUUCCAGUCCUUGACGGCCCUAACUCAACUGCGUGUCCUCAAGUUAGCAAAUUGCCGGCGUUUGGACGACGAGUGUCUGCAGCUGAUCUGUGAUAAUCUUCGAAAGCUUGAGGUGCUCAAUCUUGAUUACUGCCUCACAUUUACGGACGCCGGUGUAUCGCAGAUCCAUAAAUUGUCCGGGUUGAGAGAGCUCACUCUUACUGGAGCCGUCGACAUUACGGACCGAAGUCUAAACAGAGGGCUCGGUUCACUGGACAUGAGGUUACUACAGCUCUGCUUGGCUAGUCAACUGACAGAUGCGGCGCUCGUCAGUAUUGCCACUCAUCACCGGUCUCUAGAAUUGAUCGACCUUUCUGGGUGCCCGCAGAUCACAGAUGUGGGGUUGAUCUCGCUAAUUCAGGGCGUACCUCGUCUUCGAACAUUGCUUUUAAAGGGAUGCCGUUCUUUAACGGACCGAAGCCUUCACGUGUUGCUGUCACAUUGUCCGGUGCUUCGACGCCUACUCGUGGAACACUGUUCGAUGUCAGAAGAUGCCAUUAAUCUCUUCGCACACUUGAGGCCGACAGUUGAUGUAAAUUAGAUUGAGAUAAUGAAAUGGUAAAAUGAGAUUGACUGCACGGAGAGCUGUGUAACAUGCCUCCUACAUAGGAUACAUACGGCAUAGUAAACUUAUAACAGCUUUAUGUUGCCAUAAAUGCAUUGCUUCAGCUUGUUAUAAUAUAUACACUGUUAUUAGAAACAGGGUUUUGAAAUUGCCAGAGGCAACCAAUGACAGGGAGCGCUACGCAUUAUCGAACCGUAGCACAGCGAUUACUGAUGCGAAUUCAAAGUUCAUCAUUAACAAAGCUUAUCUGUUCAUCUCGCAAACGCGAUAACUCCAAAUUGUCAUUUCAAACAAGCUACGCAUUUUUUAAAAGCAACAAGUCGUUUUAUUCACAGGUGAUGUUUUCAUUAACAGGAAAAAUGGGUUAACUAUUUCUACAUGUAUAUACGAAGUGCUUGAAAAAAGUAGGUAAGAUAGACUCUUUAGAACCGCCCAUAACAUUCAACCCACAGAAUUUUGAUUCCAGCUUAACUAGUGUAUCAGGAAAAUACCAGAAAGUAUUUCGGUUCUUGAAUACAUAUAAAAAAUACAUGUAGAACUUUUUUAAUAUUUUUUGGUACAUGAAAGAGGGUGCCUCAUUCCACAGUUUAGAGAUUAACCAGUAGUUCCGAGUUCAAAUUAAAAUUUUAUUGAGCUUCUGAAAAACUUCAGGUUUUAUUCUUGCUGCUCUAAUAUUCCUUACAUAACCUAUACAAAAUGCUC
Messenger RNA from Varroa destructor (honeybee mite), 2857 nucleotides. Its product is annotated as F-box and leucine-rich repeat protein 13-like. Gene Ontology annotation, molecular function: protein binding. The record is from RefSeq and is a predicted model, not a curated record. Gene Ontology annotation, biological process: SCF-dependent proteasomal ubiquitin-dependent protein catabolic process. Gene Ontology annotation, cellular component: SCF ubiquitin ligase complex. NCBI's taxonomy places the organism in Eukaryota, Metazoa, Arthropoda, Arachnida, Mesostigmata, Varroidae.